This is a messenger RNA of Puccinia triticina, 1812 nucleotides long. RefSeq lists its product as uncharacterized. The transcript is spliced from 2 exons. Lineage: Eukaryota; Fungi; Basidiomycota; Pucciniomycetes; Pucciniales; Pucciniaceae. The record is from RefSeq and is a predicted model, not a curated record. Bases 1 to 1812 code for a protein of 603 amino acids.
AUGAUUCUGGAGUACAAAUUUCGCAGCAGCAUUCGGUUGGUCAGUCUUCUCGCAGUAAUAUUCCUCGUCAGCGGGUGCAAGCCGAUGGCUCUUCCAACCUCGCAAUCUGGCGCGGAGUGGUUUGCUUGGGACGAAGACUUGUUCGACCUCGACCAUAUCUUCCCUUCCGGUGGUUCGUCGGCGGACGGGGAUCAACCAUUCUCGUGCGGUCAUUUACCUAUCGGGCUUCCAGCCGGGUCAUUAGCUAGCCACGUCUACCCCCCACAAGACUAUUAUCACCCUAUUCAAGCUGCUACUGAACAACGUCCUGCUGGCACUCUGGCUCAUGGGAAGGGCAACUUGCACAGCUUAUUUGGAUCAGGGUUCGAGGCCGCACAAAGCUCCGAACUAGAGCUCCUCGCAGACGGGACACCAGCCUCGAAUGGCUUCGCGGCGGCAGGGGCUUCACGGGCCCUCAACCAUAUCUUCCCUCCCGCGCUUUCAUCGGAGGCUAGGGCGGCUGGACAAGCUGAUCACCACCAACCAUCCUCGGCCUACCAUUCAAGCCCCGUCGGUCUUCCAGCUGGGCCGCCAUCAGCUAGCCACCACUCCCUUCUCCCAGAAUUUCAUUAUCCUGCCCAAAUGGCCGCAAAAGAACGCACUGUUAGCUCCCAGCCCUAUCAUGAUCUGGACGUGUCGUUUGACUCCGGCGAACUAUUUGAACCCGGGUUCUUACCCCACGACUUCGACACCCUUGCAGAGUUCCUCGGACACGGAACACCAGACCCGGAUGGCCUCACGCGGGUAGGGGCUGCGCAGUCACAUCAUGGUGUAGCGCAUGUAUCGGAUAGUCAUAGUCAAACAUUCACAGGUCCUGGUCCGUCAAAUCUGCCCUCCUUCUUGGAUUAUACCUUCAUGCCCUCCUCCGGCACAACCUCCGGACCCCACAAAAAAAGGCGUUCUCGUAAGCGGAAGCAAACCGUUGGGCCUGGCACAACCUCCGGACCCCACAAAAAAAGGUGUUAUCGUAAGCCGAAGCAAACUGUCGGGCCUGUGGCCAAAAGCAUCAAACCUCAGGAUCUGCGUUUCAAUCCCCAGAGGAAUCCAUGGGGCGACAUGCCCAUAUUGGACAUCCCAUUUCCUACAAGCCGACGGCCUGCGCUUUCUAAAAAGCUACCUCCACAGGGGCCACUAGGGUUUUAUUUGAAUGACUUUGCACUCAAUAAUCCAUCGGUGCCCAUGGAACAGAUGGAAAUGGGUCAGUUUCUGACAGGGCUCAGAGCCUUCGAAACCCCGAACCCUCAACUUGUCAUCUCCAAGUGGGAAUUCCACUCGACUCAUCGCACUUAUCUCGGGCUUGGCAUUGCACACAAGGAUAACACACGGGAUUUCAAGGCACGCGGGAAUCAGAAGCCCCACAUCGACAAGCAAGUUCGAGAGAGUCACUAUAAAAGAAGGCGUAGAUUAGCGAAGAAACUAGCCGACUUUGUGUCACAUUAUAAGGAUUGGUAUCAGCAUUGGUUCGAUGAAACUGGGAUAGACUUUGAAAAGAAUCUGCUCCAACCUCACUUUAUUGGCUUCGAGGACGCUCCGGUGCUCUUCCCUCUCUAUCUAUUUUAUGUUGAGAUGAUAUGUUCGAUCGUCCCAAAAGAGGAUGAAGCCACCCUGCAAAUGACACUAGUCCGCGCCCAAGCUUUAUUCAACUCCUGGACUAAGAACUGCAAUGGUUCGAUAUCUCAGAGUGAUGAAAAUCUACAACUGAUUGUCGAAGCGCUCGGAAUACAGAGAAAUCGUCGAGGAGGUCUCAUCAUCGCCGAUACAUCUCUAGGAUAA